Molecule: messenger RNA, 1299 nt
Organism: Raphanus sativus (radish)
Lineage: Eukaryota; Viridiplantae; Streptophyta; Magnoliopsida; Brassicales; Brassicaceae
Product: exopolygalacturonase-like
Exons: 5
Coding region: 1-1251 (416 amino acids)
Biological process (GO): carbohydrate metabolic process
Molecular function (GO): polygalacturonase activity
Source: RefSeq, a predicted model, not a curated record
AUGACUAACUAUAAUUUUAUCAUUGUCGUCAAGCUCUUGGUUAUCUUCUUAAUCUUUGUUUCACCAAAGGAAAUAUUAGCUUUUUAUGAUAGAUUCUAUGGAUAUGCUGAAGCACCAAUGCAGCAAGAAAUUUUUGAUGUCUCCGAGUUCGGAGCCAGCCCUAACGCGGACUCAGACAACACUCUUGCCUUUGGGAAGACAUGGGAGGCAGCUUGCAACCACCAAGGAAGAUCAAAAUUUUACGUCCCGGGAGGUAAAUUUUUAGUGGGUGAGAUCGAGUUCAAGGGCCCUUGUCGCACUGAAUCAACCAUGGAAGUAGAGAUUACAGGAGAUCUAAUUGCUCCAACGAGCAUUAAGGUGUUCCCUUCGUAUCAAUGGAUUACUUUUAGUCAACUAAACGAUAUCUUCUUGUACGGAAGUACCAACUUAGAGGGUAGAGGCGACGUCGAAGCCUGGAAACAAGAAGGUUGCAAGGAAUCCAAAUGUGGCAAACUCAUAACGUCUCUGAGCUUGGCCAACGUGUCAAAUGCAAUAAUCAAAGACGUUUCGUUAUCAAAUGCGAAAGGGUUUCAUUUGCGGUUACACUCUUCUAGAAACGUUACGGUCCACAACGUCAGUUUCAGCUCCCCAUGGGACAGUCCGAACACCGAUGGGAUCCACGUUCAUAGCUCCUCAAUUGUCAACAUCACCAACUCAACCAUCGGAGUCGGAGACGAUUGCGUCUCCAUCUCAACUGGGAGUCUAGACGUGCUUGUCUCUGGCACACGUUGUGGUCCAGGCCAUGGAUUCAGUAUAGGGAGCUUGGGGAAGGUUGAGAACGAGGAAGAAGUGAGAAGAAUUAAGGUUCAAAACUGCACCGUUGACGGAGCUGCUAACGGAGUUAGAAUUAAGACAUGGCCGGCAUCACCGCCGAGCCAAGCUAGUGAUAUAACGUUCGAGGAUAUUUUAAUGAUUAAUGUCUCUAAUCCCAUUAUCAUUGAUCAAGAGUAUUGCCCUUCUGAUAGCUGCAACACCACCUCUGCAUCGAGGGUGAAACUGAGCAACAUAGAGUUCAACAACAUACGAGGGACGUACGGAAGUGAUUUCGGGGUGAAUCUGAAGUGCAGCUCUCUCGUGGCAUGUGAGAACAUAACGCUUAUCGACGUCAAUCUCAACGGUACUAAGACGUCGACGGAUAAGUGGCAGCAAGAGAAAUUUAGUACGAAGGGUUGGCUUAAUGGCUUAGCGGUUUUUAACUCAACUUUUAACUAGCUACACAAAAUAUCAAAUACUAGAUCUACAUUAAAAAUGAAGAUACGG